Galeopterus variegatus (Sunda flying lemur) is the source of this 3711-nucleotide messenger RNA. RefSeq names its product SPATA31 subfamily E, member 1 (gene SPATA31E1). Bases 1 to 3711 code for a protein of 1236 amino acids. The record is from RefSeq and is a predicted model, not a curated record. The transcript has 2 exons. Lineage: Eukaryota; Metazoa; Chordata; Mammalia; Dermoptera; Cynocephalidae.
AUGACCAUACCUGGCUCCUGGCCCAUCUGCUCUUGGCUGCAGUGUGCACCUCCUGUCUCCUGCAGCUACCUGGAGGAGCUCCCUGAUCCCCUGGUUAAGGUGUGUAAACCAGCACCUGCUAAAGACCAUCAGCCACGCGGGGUGCAUGUGGAAGAUGCUGCUCCGGUCACUGCGUCCGCACUGGCUGCGCCAGCUCCUCUGUCUGAGCGCCCUCUGUCUGUGGCCUCCAUCCUGUCAGCAGAACCUCAAGAAGACCAGCCUGAGUGGAAGAGAAUCACACCAGGCACUUCAGGCCUUGACCGUACCAUGUCAUUCCUAUCCUUGUGGCAGGCGACUGCCAAGGCCUUGUUCUUCCCCACCUCCUCACAUGGCCAAUCCCAGCAAGAGCAUCUUUCCCACCACCCAGCAAAGGCCUUGUUCCAGGGAGACCCCACACCCAGGCAGAUAGAGGCUGGUGACCCCUCUUUCAUCAACCCCUCUUUCAUCAACCCCGAUGUUCAAAAUCUGCUGGAGACACUAAUCACCAAGAGGGCAGAACGGAAGAUGUGGAAGGAAAAUGAAAAGGUCAGGUCAUUUCUCAACCAACAGAGCCCAGAAUCCUUCUGGAGCCUGAAAGGCAAACCAGAGCAACUGCCCAGCCCUCAGGAGCUCUCUUAUCCCAGGAUCUCGAAGGACCAUUUACAGCAGAAAUGCAGCCAGUUCUUCUGGGGCCUUUCUUCUCUGCACAGUGAGUCCCUGAUGGCUACUGCCUGGGUCUCUCGAAAGCAUUCCUCACAACCUUCUUCCUCAGUAACUGUUUUAUUCAAUAGAUUCUCUGAUUCUUGUCCAGCUCAAGCUCAGGCUACAGUACCUUCUCACCUUUCCCAGGCCAAGCCCUUGCCCCACCAUGUGGCCCAACUCCAACUCCUGUCUCAAAACUGGCGCUCACCUCUGACUCAGGUCCAGACACGGGCCCAUCCCCCAUCCUCUCUCCCAAAUCCAUUACGUUGUUCUCCACCUCUGACUAGGACCAGUAGAACAUCAUGUCCUACAUCCCAGAAGGAGUCACCAUCUUUCAUCCGAACUAGCCAUCAGCAUCUGGAAUGGCCCUCACAGAAGCGACUGAAACAGACUAGGGAUUUACCCUCUGUGUUCAGAGAAUCUCAGGAAGGCUUCAGCCAACACUCUCCCAACCUUCCCCAGAAUCACAAACUCGCCUCCAUCCUUCCUGGGGAUUCUACCAGCCCUUAUCUCCAAGAGCCACUGCAGCCACAAGGCACGUUCAUCAAAGAUGAACACCCCUAUGGUCUUGGGCAACUGACAAGGCCUCAAGGUGAAUUCUCACCAAUGAAAUAUCAGUGUCAGGCAAAAAUCAAGCAUGGGCCCUUCAAGCAUUCUCGAUUUGUGGAUGAAAGCAGCCAGAAUGCACAGAAGAUGGAGUCCAGGAGCUCUGGAAGAUUCUGUAAAAAGGGCACAGGAAAGUUCAAACUAGACAAAGACCCAAGCAAGAAUCCAGGCCAAGAUCAGGAUAGGAUCUUAGAAGACCCAUCCAAGGAUUCAGGAAGCACCUCAGUGAAGGUUGUGGAGGUCAAUAAGGAGUCAUCAGAAAGUGACUUGAUGAGGUCCCAGGAGUGUGACUCAGGAAACUACUUACUCAGGGCCGCAGACAAGCAGCAUCUACAAGAAACACCGAAAGUCCACUUGGGCAGGAAGUUGGGGGAGAUCAAUGAAGGCACAAUCCCUGGGAGUGUGUGUCAAUCCAGGCUUGCUGCCAGUCAUGCUUUUUCCAAGUCUGACACCCACACACAACCCAGAAAUCCAGCUUCCUCAAAGGGUGAGGCGUCCCGCGUGGACACUUCCCAGGACCUUUCCUUCCUCAGUCCGGACACUCAGCAGGCAUUAGACACACAUAUUAGAAGGAUUCUGGUGAAGAACAGGUGGAGUCCAGAUCUCCAGGACCCUGAACCCAUAAAUCUGAAGUUAAAUGAGGCUCAACCCUUGUCUCUUCCACAGUCCACCUCUUCCUCCUCGACUACCAGGGAAUUUGGGGCCAACUCAACAGCCGAGGUUGCCAAUUUCUUGGGAGAACCUCCUCAGAAAUAUCCAGGAGGGAAGGAAGCCCAGAGGUCUGUGUACCAGACAGAGACCCCAUCUAGUGACAAAUGUGGGCACUCAGUGGCCCCUCUGACUGGACAGAACGGCAGGUGGCUUUCUCAGCCCCUCACAUGCAAUGUCAUGGGCACAACCUGGCACAGUGCAAAUGUGCUGGGGGCUGGGAGAGGCAGCCUAGAGCUGAAUCCAAGUCCAGCAAUGUUCAGCAGUGAGCCACAAGAGGAGAGUGCAAGCAGGGCCUCAGGAAACAUGAGCCACAGCGCAGCAAUGCUGCAGAGCAACGUAGGAGCCCAGUGUCCAAGGGCCGAAGAGACCAGAAAGGCGGCAGCGGCUGCGGAGAAGCCCCCUGCUUGGGGAGUCACGUUGGGAGUGGGUGUGAUGGCAAAUACCCAGACUGAUAAUGUCAUUCUGAGGAGUUCAGGGUCUCUGGGGACUGGUAAAAGUGUGCCAUCCUCUAGAAUUUCCACUACUCAGGCACCAGGAGAGCCACACCUUACUGCACGGAUUGCUGGUGAGUUUGAGUGCAGGGUGGAGGCCGAGUCAGAGAAGGGGACUCACAAGUGUGUGACCGGUGUCCUCCUUCAAGACUCCGCCACUGGGGUGCUCCACGCUCCAGACAUCUGUUCUUCUCAGGCAUCUCUGUCUGGCUUCAAGAGCACAUCCAGCAACGAUGCAUUAGCCUCCCAAGGGCCACGUGACGUCUCGUGGAGGGGACGGAGCAGCCAGGGGCAGGAGAAACCUAGGAGCCCCAGAUUCCAGAACCUAUUGGAGAAGCAGAGCAAGAGGCUUGGCCCUAUUGACAGGAGUGAGGGCCACAGGAGGCCCACACAAGGAGCACGUGAACACAGGGCUGCAGGGCUCAGCCAGCCUGCCCAGGACAGGGAAUCGGUAGCGUCCUUAAGGAGCCAGUCCUCCCAGCUCCCACCAGAGAAGGGACAGGCAUCUCCAGAAAGCCAAUUCAGGCACAGGAUCUGGCUCUUUCUGCAGUGUCUUAAUCCCAAUAAAAAAGGCAAAGGACAGGACGAUCCCCUGCAAAAGGGAAGGCCCACGUCAGCCACAGCCUGGAGCCAGGGACCAGAUCCAAGCAGAUCAUCUGUGGACAGCAUGGCCGAAGCCCACGCAAUCAUUACAAGUAUUGAGCAGAUGCUGGUGGACAGGUUGCAGCUUCGGCAUGGACAUGGUCCCUCUGAGAUAAAUAGGCAUGAAGUGAACCUCCAGGCCCCAGUGGGAGGGCAUUCCUGCUACCCCAGGGGUCGUUCCUACCCAGAGCAAAGAAUAGAGAUGAAAGAUAUGGCCUGCAAUCGCCACGCCACCCCUGCGGGCCACAGCCAUCCUGUCAAGAACAGGCAGAUCAGAGACAGGGACAGCAAUUGGGCCUCACCACCCAGGAAGCAUGUGUCCCCAGCCAGUCCCUGCCAGCAUAGGACAGAGGUGGUGACAGCCUCUGGCCACCCUGUCCAUCACCCCAGGCACUGUCUUCUUCGAAGAGGCAUCUCAUCUGGUCACCCAGAUCAUGCUUCUCACCCCUUUCCUAGAGGGAAAACUUUUCCCCCAGAAGAAUCUCAGCACAUGCAGAGAAAAUCUGUUCUCACCCAGGUGGGCAUGUGCUCUGUGUACUAA